AUGAGAGGCGAUUCGGGAUCCCCAGGAGUGGGAUGUCGCCGCCCGCAGCGCAAGAGGGUGAAAACGAAAAGAGCGAUGGAGUCAAUGCAACAAGACAACGAUAUGGACUGGGAGGAAGAAAAUAGUAUUGAAAGAGUGUCGAGAAACCACAAAAAUCGCACAGUUGGGGCCACAGCGGCCGAGAGAGCGGACGAGGGAAUCCGAGGCGCAGAGCAACCCGCGGAUCGUGACUUCAACAACAAUUUGGACAUCAUCAAGGCAGAAGUUCAGAUGCAAUUCAAAAAAAUCAUAGCAGAGGAGGUCGCCAAGAUGACGGCCCAGUUGACCGAAGAACUGUCGCAAGCGCGAGACCAGCUUACCCGAGCCUGCCACAGAGGAAACAUCAACCGCAUUAGGAUCCUCGGCAGGAACGAAGAGGAAGUCAAGAAGAUCAAGGACAUUAUGGAAGCGAAGAAGACGCCGGGCGCAAGAGUCCUUCGAGACCAGCUGUACCCUGUCAAAGUUGACAACGUCAAUCGCACGGCUGUCAUCGACCACGAAGGCAGGGUCCUUCCUGGAGCUACAGAAGCCUUGAGCCAGGAAACGAGGUGCAAAUCGCCAAGAUGGCCUGGCUGA
Molecule: messenger RNA, 615 nt
Organism: Parathielavia appendiculata
Lineage: Eukaryota; Fungi; Ascomycota; Sordariomycetes; Sordariales; Chaetomiaceae
Exons: 2
Coding region: 1-615 (204 amino acids)
Source: RefSeq, a predicted model, not a curated record